This is a messenger RNA of Antechinus flavipes (yellow-footed antechinus), 1107 nucleotides long. It is a transcript of the gene HTR1F, whose product is annotated as 5-hydroxytryptamine receptor 1F. The coding region runs from base 1 to 1107 and encodes 368 amino acids. The transcript has a single exon. The record is from RefSeq and is a predicted model, not a curated record. Gene Ontology annotation, molecular function: neurotransmitter receptor activity; G protein-coupled serotonin receptor activity. Gene Ontology annotation, biological process: chemical synaptic transmission; G protein-coupled receptor signaling pathway, coupled to cyclic nucleotide second messenger. Gene Ontology annotation, cellular component: dendrite; plasma membrane. NCBI's taxonomy places the organism in Eukaryota, Metazoa, Chordata, Mammalia, Dasyuromorphia, Dasyuridae.
AUGGAUUUCUUAAACUUGACAGAUCAAAACUUUACCUCAGAAGAAACAUUCAAUCGAAUGCCAUCUAAGAUUCUGGUCUCAUUUACUCUGUCAUUAUUGGCACUGAUGACAACUGCCAUCAACUCUCUUGUGAUCACUGCUAUAAUUGUUACUCGGAAGCUACAUCACCCUGCCAACUAUUUAAUCUGCUCCCUUGCAGUUACUGAUUUUCUAGUGGCAGUCCUCGUGAUGCCCUUCAGCAUUGUAUAUAUAGUGAAAGAAACUUGGCUCAUGGGUCAAGUAGUCUGUGACAUAUGGUUGAGUGUUGACAUUACCUGCUGCACAUGUUCUAUCUUGCACCUCUCAGCUAUAGCAUUGGACAGGUAUCGCGCAAUCACAGAUGCUAUUGAGUAUGCCAGAAAAAGGACACCUAAGCAGGCUGGUAUUAUGAUUACCAUAGUGUGGACUAUUUCAGUUUUUAUCUCUAUACCCUCCCUAUUCUGGAGACACCAAAGAACCAGCAAAGAAGAUGAAUGUACAAUCAAACAUGAUCAUAUUGUUUUCACCAUUUACUCUACAUUUGGAGCAUUCUACAUACCAUUGACAUUGAUAUUAAUCCUCUAUUAUAAAAUAUACAGGGCAGCAAAGACAUUGUACCAUAAGAGAAAUGCUAGUUGGAUUACCAAAGGAGAGCUAAAUGGUCAGGUACUCUUGGAAAGUGGUGAGAGAAGUUCUCACCUGGUCUGUACACCAUAUGUAAAAGAGAAGUCUUUAUCUGACCCUUCAGCAGACUUUGAUAAAAUACAAAACAUUGUAAAAAGUCCCAAAUCCGAAUUUAGACCAGAAAAAUCUUGGAGACGACAAAAGAUUUCUGGAACAAGAGAAAAGAAAGCAGCCACUAUAUUGGGGUUAAUCCUAGGUGCAUUUGUGAUUUGCUGGCUUCCCUUUUUUGUCAAGGAAGUAGUUGUCAACAUAUGUGAGAAAUGUCAAAUUUCAGAAGAACUGUCUAAUUUUUUGACAUGGCUUGGCUAUCUAAAUUCUCUUAUAAAUCCAUUGAUCUACACAAUCUUCAAUGAAGACUUCAAGAAAGCAUUUCAGAAACUUGUGAGAUGCAGACAUUACCUUUAG